Anthonomus grandis grandis is the source of this 8891-nucleotide messenger RNA. It is a transcript of the gene Myd88, whose product is annotated as myeloid differentiation primary response protein MyD88. Gene Ontology annotation, biological process: Toll signaling pathway; defense response to Gram-positive bacterium; positive regulation of canonical NF-kappaB signal transduction. Gene Ontology annotation, cellular component: plasma membrane. Gene Ontology annotation, molecular function: TIR domain binding; Toll-like receptor binding. The coding region runs from base 212 to 1522 and encodes 436 amino acids. Lineage: Eukaryota; Metazoa; Arthropoda; Insecta; Coleoptera; Curculionidae. The transcript has 7 exons. The record is from RefSeq and is a predicted model, not a curated record.
GUAUGUAAACAUUGUAAUUAAGUCAAGUGAUAAUCUCUAAUUAUCUCUUAAUACAUUAAUAAUCCAUUAUAAUGUUUGCUUGACGGUAUAUGAAAAGUCCCUCUAAUGGUCCCCGUCCACUAACAGAUUCCGCAAUGCAGUAAAUGGCCUUCCUAAUUAAUUCAGUAGUAAUUGCACUAAAACUGUUCAUCUUUUAAAAUAACUUAUCAUAAUGAAUUUACAUGAAUUCCUGAACAGUCCUGACGCUGAACUUUCUCUUAGGGUGCUUAGUUUAGCAACUGAAGACACGUUAUCAAAUUUAUUAAAUCCCAUUAAAGUGAUCAAGAAUGAUGAUCGACUUCCUCGGAACUGGGAGGGGUUGGCUUCAUUAUGCGGUAUAGGAACACAUUUAUUACCCAGCAUAGAAUCUGCUAAAAAUCAGACGGCUAAGUUGUUGCAAAUGUGGAAAUACAACAAUGAAAAUAAUGAUGCCACUAUCGGGAAGCUCAUAUUGUAUUUGGAAAGACUGGAUCGGACUGAUGUGGUUGAUGAUGUUUUGCCUCUACUAGCCAAAGAUAUCGAAAAAUUCAAAGAGACCUCAUCGACCAGCCUCAGCACGUUUACUUCGACCAUCGGCAACGAACAGAGCAACAAAUUAUUAACUACGGCCGAUUCCCAAGCGGCCCGCUUAGGUUUACACUUACAAAAAUAUGACGCUUACGUUCUGUAUGAUGACGACGAUGUUGAUUUUGCUUCGAAUGUAAUUGGGACUUUAGAAGGGGAACCUUAUAAUCUACAUUUGUGCACGAAAGAGGAGCUUUUAGCCGGAGUACCUGAACACACUGCUAUUUCAAAUAUUAUGGAACAUAGAACCUUUAGCAUCAUUGCGAUACUGUCCAGGAAAUUUCUAGAUAGCGAGAUUGGCUCAUUUUUGUUCAGUGUAGCACAAAAAAUAUCUUUAGAUCGUCCCUUGAAUAAAAUUAUCCCGGUAUUAUAUAAAGGAGAUGGUGAUUCAUACUAUCUCACACUGCCUGCACACAUCUCGGUUUACUACAAGUUAGAUUAUCGAACGAACGGAAAACCGUUGGGAGGAGACUUUUGGGGCAAACUGUAUUCAAAUAUAACGGCUCAGCAAAACCUUGAAAGAAGAAGAGUUCCACAAUCAUCUUCUAUACAGUCAAGAUUCAGAUCAGCUCCAGUAGUUCAACCCAGUCCGGCCAUGUUGGCUACCGGAAAUGGAGUUAGCGGCAGAUCGGUAACCCUGCAAAGCAUUCCCGAUAUUCCGGCGGCCGGAAGUGGGGAGGACACUUCCGUAUCACCAAAACCGAAAAAUAAACUUUUAACUUACUUUAACUCCUUGAUGUCUAGGAGAAGUGAGCAAAUUAACACUCCGAUGGAGCAGGAAGAAAGGACCUUGAGGACUCUUGAUAGCGCCCAGGAAAAACCUGUUGGUCCCCAAAAAGAGAAGAAAACACUAUUUUCGAUCGGUAAGAAGAAGAAGAAGAAAGCCGAGAAAAAAACCGCGGUGGCCGUGCCGAGUUAGUAUAGUUUAUUACACCAAAAAAUUGAUUUUUAUUGCAGUAGAUUAAUUAAGGAACUUUUAAAUGAAAAUAGUUAUAUUAUUAGCCAUAACCUUAAAUUUUGUUUAAUUCCAAAUCUAAUGAGAGAAAGGGAGACAGGAAAUGUUGUGAUGGGUACCGUAAAAUAUCAUUUAAAAGUUUCCUUUUAAAGUUUUGUUCCAUUUUUCUUUAGUCUUUUAUGUCUUUAUUUUCACCUAUUUCCGUUUUAUUUAUUUAUUUUUGCAAUCAAGUAAAAAUUUAAAAAAAAGUGGGCUAUAACAGUGAAUGUUGCUAAAACCUCUUUUAAAUUUCCUGGAAUUUCUUUAAUUUAUAAUUUUCGAUAACAUUUUACAAUUUGUGUUUUUUUUUGGUGAUGCUGUACUUCAUUGUCAACUCCCUGGAAUGAAAUAAUUCUUUUUGUGCCAAUUACUUAUUAGAAAAAGUUACCAGAAUUCAGUUUUUGUGUUGCAAUUUCCCCACCUUUUCUUUUAAUGACAAAAAAAAACAUUGUAAUUCCAAUAAAUCGCUUUGAAUUAUUUGAAGGAUUAAAUCAGGAAAAAAAGCAAGAAAUUUUACUUCUUUCCUAUAAAUUCUUGCAAUAUUUCUGAAGUAAACAAAAAUAUCUUUUUGAUUCAAUUCUUUUCAUUCUCUUUUUAUAAUUGUGUUUUAUACAUUUUCCAGUUUUAUGGUAUGGCAAGAAAUAUCUACCUUAUUAACUCUUUUAUUCCUGGCAUUUUCUUCCUUAAAAAAAUAGGAAUGACUAUGAUUUAUGUCUUCAAAAAAGGUAACAUUAUACGCUCAAGACGAUUUACAAAAACGUCUAGGAAUUUUAGGGAAUUUCGAGGAAAAACUGGAUUUUUUAACGAAAUUCCUGCGAAACCCCAGAACUUCUAAGCAAUCAAAGAUUUUAAGCACUUUUCGCAUAAAGAAAAUUGCAUAAUGUAAAUUUCUGAAAAUUACUUCACAUAUCUUUUAUUGUAACUAAUUCACUAUAAAUUCACAUUUUUUGUUUGCUAUAUAAGCAUAAAUGAAGAGUGAAAUAUGCAAAAGGAUCCAAGUGCCAUUUCACAAAUUUUACAGUAGCGACAAAAACGUUUUGAAACAACAUAAAUUAAAACCAACCCUUUUGUAUUAACCGUUUUUAUUAUGUUCAGGACAGGCAAAAUCAAAGCGUCAAAUACAAAAUGUACAAAUUUUACAAAAAAAGUUUUAUUUUUCAAAUUUAAUGUCAAAACGGCCCAAGUGCUAAUAUUAUUUCAAACUCAAAGUAACUUCUAAACUCUUUUUAAAACUAAACUAUUUUAAAUAAUAACAUAUUCGAACGUUAGUUUGCGUGUUUACUCAUCUUUUGUAUAAGCUCUUCAUAAAAAAACUUGGUUCUUCGUCUUUAGAUGAGGUACCAUAUUCUUAAUUUCUUUUUUAGGAUUUGAAUCAGAACAUUUUACAGCUAGGUCUUUAAAAUACUCUAUGGUAGUAUGUGCCUUAAAAAUAUUCACUUUGCGGUAUGGUGCUAAAUCGUAGUUAGUUUAAAACUAAAGAGUAGUUAGUUUUUACUUCAACAGAACCCUCUUGUAACAGAUUUGCAUCUAUUUUAAUCAUUACGACCUGCGUUAUUCCAAGAUUAUCAGUUUGUAGAGUCUCUUUUGCCAAUAACAUCCAGGCAAAGAAAUUUCCCGUGUGCUUGACUGUAAAGGGAUUGUUUUGUCUGGCGCUCGUAAUUAUUUUGAUUAAAUCACGUGGAACUUCGGGUUUCUUCUUUCUUCUCACUUUUUCUAUUAGUCCGAAGUCCGUAUCACAACACAGGAACGUAUGUCCUGUUUGUGGGAAUUUGUGCAGAAUUUCAUCAAAAACUCCUUUGGCAACAAGAGUAAUUUAGACUGCUAAGAUUCCUUGAUUUUUAUUUUGACCUCCUCAGUUGUCAGACCAUACAACCAACGACUUUUUGGAAGUCUUUAGUUGAUUUGUCAGAAAGUCAAAAAUACAAGAACCUAUUUCGUUGCAACCACGUUUUCCAGUAGUUUCAUCCCCAAGAUAAAAGAAUCCCGUUCCCUUAUCUUCAUGGUGUAUACCAAAGUUCACACAAGCUAAUUGGCGACUGUAAUACAUCUGAGUGUGUGCCAAAGAAGGUAUAUAGAACUGUUUUUGUAAAUCAAAAGAAAUGAUGCAAGGAGACUCUUCCAAUUUUGCAAUCUUGCAAUCAUUGCUCAUAAUUUUUUGUGCAACUUCUGCUUUCUUAUGAUGUAAUUUUUGUUUCAAUUGCACGUCCUUUUUUUGUACGGGGUUGGCAGCUUUUCUCAAAUCAACUUUAUAUAGGUCGCACUUGGGACAGGUAUCGACCCUUGGAGGGCCAAAGGAAAGAUUGAACUGAUGUUUGAAGAUGUUAUUAAACCAUUGCCUCGAUGCAGGUGGUGCAGUAUUAUUUUCGGUAUAUUUUAAAAGAAAAGCUGCAUGAAGUUUCCGGAUGCUAAGAUCUUCAGACAAAUAAUUUUUGGAACUUUUCUCUCUUCCAUAAUGACUUUUUCGUGUUGGGAUUGAGGAUAUAAACUCAAUGAUUUUUGAUUUUCACGAAUAAUCUCUUCUGCUACGUUUUCCUCCUCGUUUUUCACGCAAUAUAAUGUCACUGCAUUUAGCAAGUUUCACUCUUUUUACUCCAAUCGAAAAAGUAUCACAAAAUGUCUUUCUACAAACCUCCAACUUAGAGUUUCCAGGAAGAAAUAAAUAAUAUCUAUAGGUACGUUGCCUCCUGCUAGCUUCCGGGGUCUCAUAAGUGCCAUGUCUUCUGCGCUUUAUGUUAUCACAUUCUAUUAAAUGCAUCAAAAAAUUCUGUUGUUCAGCAUAUUGCCCAUGGUCCCAGAACUUUCGAAGAACUUGGUUUCUUGCCUCGAGUGUCAACGCCUUGCAAGCAAAGUUGCACUUACAGGAUACCUGGGAAUUAAGAUAAGAUGAGACACAUAAUAAGCCAAAAAAAUUGAAAAUUGGCAUACCUCAGAAGGGCCCUUCUUCCCUGGAACAAAGGAUUCUUUCUUUUUGAAAGGUAGUCCACUGUUUCUUUUUACUUGGCUAUCUCUACGAACGUCAGCGGUUUUGCUCCAUUUUUUCCUUUGAAUGUCUAUUGGUAUGUUAUCCAUGCUUGUAGAUGGAACACUUUCAAUAUUUUCACUUAUUAUUUGCAAUUUCUCACUCAUUUUUAGACACAAAAAAUAAUAACAGCGACGAAAAAGCAGUUGUUUACAAUCUAAAACAAAAAGUAACGUUAAAAUGAACAUGUGCAUGAUGUGCAAUAUUAAGGGCACUUGGGCCUGUUUGUAAAAGAUUCUUAAUAAUAUCAUCAAGAUGGCAGCAAAGAAACAUAAAUUAUUUAGUGCAAGUUUCUAGUGGCGCAUAGACCCCAAAACUUCAUUAAAACGCAUUUUGAGAAAAAUGGCAUUUGGACCCUUUUGCAUAUUUCACUCUUCAAAUGUGAAUUUCCUGAAACUUUCGAGAAUUCCCGAAGUUUCGCAGAAAUGUUUGCAAUUUCCUAACCUCCUUUUUUAAUGUCAAAAGACUUGGUUUUAUUGACUUUGUUUUACUUAUCUACGUUUAUUGUUUUUCAUGAAAAUUAGCUAUUUAGCGCUAGGAAUUACUCUAUGAAUACCUAUAUAUUUUAUUUACUUUUUAACUAGACAAGACAGUAGAAAGUGUAUAACUGGAAAAGCCUCCUUGGAAAGAAUUUAAUCUUUAAUAAAAUUUGUAGCUCAAUGAUUUCUUAGUCAUUUAGGGUUUCUUUUACACACCUAUGUUUAUUGGUUUUCAUGAAAUUGAGCUUUUAAGGACCAGGAGCUUCUCUAUGAACCCGUACGUGUUUUAUUUUACUUUUUAAGUAAAAUACUUUCUUACUGGAUAAGAAAAUCUUCUAUAAACGGAAAACUCUCCUUAAAAAACAUAUUUAAAGUAAAUAAAACUUCUAGAAUGCUUUAAGUUUCCGGGAAUUUCCCAACUCUUCUUUUUAAUCUCAGAACUUCCCUUUACACGUAACUUUCUGAUUCCUUUUAAAUGAAAGAAUUAAAUUAAGAAUUACAGGAAAGGUUUCCAAUUUAUUAAACGUUCUUUAAUUUUCCAGUAUUUUUUUAAAUAAAAAAAUAAAUAAAUUAUCCUUUUUAAAUUCGCAUUUCCAAAUCUCUUUUAGUAAAUUUUGAAUGCCAGUGGCAUAACGCUAUACAUUAAGUAAAUAAAAAAUUAUUAUUUUCUUAUUCGCUUUUAUAUUAGAUACUUUUGGUAGUGCUCAACUAAUUUCUGUUUUUUAUUUUUUUUGUCAUUGAUACUAUCAAUUUUCUUACUAAACAGUUAAAAAAUAUUAAAACUUAGUUACAUGUGAAAAAAAUAACCAAAAGGGCUUAAAACAGUUCGAGAAAAGAAGAUAAAUAAAAAAUUUAAAUAUGAGAUAAAUAAUUAUUAUUUAUAUUCUUAUCUGUCUUUCUUUAUAACAAAUAUUUUAGAAUUUUGAUAAGCUGCAAUAAAAAACUGCAAAUUCUUCAAUUUUCUGAAUAACCUGAAGAAGACCAAAUAAAAUCGGGCCGAACGUCGAACAUCAUAAUCAUUCAUCUGACUCUCAUUGGUUAAAAACCUUAAUAAUUAACACACUUUUUGCAAAAAAAAAAAAAUUUAAAAAUGGUGCAAUAUAUAAUUAUUUUUAUUUAUUUGUCAUUUAUUUGCUGAUAAAAUAAUAUACAGUAGACUCGCGAUAUAGUGAACUAAUUAAUGCACAUCCAGUUCACUAUAUCGAUUUGUUCACUCUAUCAAAUUUUUUUUUAAUGUACGUAUUAAAGCAACGUUUGUCUUUAGAAAACUAACUUUAUUAAUGCGAAACAGAAAAAAUAUUACAUAUGUAAUUAAAAUAAAAUAAAAAAACGGCAAUCUAAUCUAUUUUUUCAAAAAAUGAAGUAGUUUUUGUUUGCAUUUUUGUUUUUAGUCCUGUUUGUACCAUCGUAUUCUUUAAGUUUUGUAAAACGAGUAUACUAGAAUAUUCCACUUUAUCUUCAUGUUCUUCGGCCCAUUGAAGGAUGUUGUUAAUCGACUUUAUUGCCGAAUUUGUUGUCACUCGUUCCUUAUUUAGUACCAUUUCUUCUUGUACUCCAUCGUCUUGAUCGUUUCCAUCACUUUCACUUUGGUCAUUAGUUUCUUUUGUGUCAGGUAAUUUAUCUUUAUUCCAAUCGUCUACAUCAAUAGGUUGAAUAUGAACUUCUGUAUUAAAAGUCUGCAAUAAAGUAAUGAUUUCUGAUCUCACUGUGUCAAUGUCUUCAUUUCUUAUUCGGCUCCGUAAAACACUUAAGGGGAUGUUAUCUUCCUCAUCGUCAACUUCGUCGGCUAAUGGUGAAAGUAAAUUAUGCCAGCAUUUUUCUAUAGCUUCAGGCCUUAAAUUUCUCCACGCCAAAGCCAAAUUUAGAAUGGCGUCCUUUAACGAAAUAUGUUUUAGAGCCUCUCCGAUAUCCUGGUUAGUUCCAACAAUUUGUGAUAACAAACUUUUUCGAUAAAAUAGUUUUGUCAGACGAAUAGCGUUUUGGUCCAUUGGCUGGAUUAGCGGCGUAACGUUAGUUGGCAUAUAAACAGUGAAAAUGGAACCAUCAUCACUUCUUAGCUGUUCUGCAGGUGGAUGGCUUGCUGCGUUGUCCAACAAAAGCAUGGCUUUAACUGGAAGGUUUUGGCUCUGUAGGAAUUCCGUAACCUAAGACAAGAACAAAUGCUAGAAUAAUAAGUUUAAAUUCUUAAAAGGAAUAAAAAAAGGGCGUAAAUUUGUAAAAAUCGUAGUCCAAAAGGACUGAAACCAUUUUUUCUAAUUCUCGAGAUACAAAGAUGGUAAAAUUUAAAACGUCUUCCUAUGACAAAACUUACCUCAGGAAUAAACAUUCGGUGAAACCAUUCUUUGAAAAUUGCUGCCGUCAUCCAAGCAGUUUUGGAGUUUCUAUAAUGGACGGGACAGUUAAAAUUUCGAAAGGAACGUGGAUUUUUUGCUUUCCCAAUAAUUAUUGGUUUAACUAUGUGAGUACCUGCCGCGUUUGUGCAUGCUAGAAAAGUCACUCUUUGUUUCUCGGUUUUCCUACCUGGGGCAGUUUUUUCUUCGCGAGCUACAUAUGUCUUUCCGGACAGAAGUUUCCAAUACAAACCAGUUUCAUUGGCAUUGUAAAUCUGUUCUUUUGUUAGCUGAAGCUCAUUUAUUUUUAGGCGUUAAGUUCUUUUAAAAGGAUCAACAAGCUCGGGUUCUGACGAUAAUUUUUCUCCUGAAAUCGUUAGGAAGCGUAUUCCAAAACGUUUUUUAUACUUUUGCAUCCAACCACUGCUCGCAUUAAAAGAAGGAGAUUCCUUGUAUUGACUGUGAAGUAACUUGGUCUUCUCUUGGAUCAUUAAACCAGUUGCCGGAAAAUUUCUCUUGUUUUUAAGAACCACUUAUAUGAAGCUUUUUCCAUUCUAGGACACUCUGAUUGUCUCAAACUUUUCGCUUUUCCAGGUCCUGUGAAAGUACUUUUGACUCGUUUCAAAAUCUUUAUCCUUCUGUGACGAAUCGCGCAUAUAGUGGAUUUAGCAACACCAUAUUGUCUAGACAAAACGGUCACUCCGACACCUUUCUUUAAUUCUUCUAAUAUUUUGGCUUUAUCGCUUAGGGUUAAAUGCUUUCUAAUUUUUGCCAUAAUUAUUCUGGCGGCGUGACGCGACCUACUGCACCCAAAUACUAAAGAAAACUAAUUGCCCGAAAAGAAACAAACCGUUUAAUAUCUUUUUCUUGUCUUGUUUGUUUACCUAAUAAAACUAUUGGGUUUACUAUUUCGAGAAUCAAUUUGUUCACUUGGCAGAAUACAUUAAGGAAAAAAUGUCUGUUCACUAUUUAGAAUAGUUCACUAGACAGUGUGUUCAGUAUAACGCGAGUCUACUGUAUAUAGGCUCUUCUUUGUUUUACACAUUAUAUAACCAUAAAUCUCUAACACCAUAACAGGCUUAAGUUAUUAAAUUCAAAUCGAGCUUAGAUAAAGACCGAGGUGUGUAAAUAUAUAAAGGUGUAAGACAAAGAAGUAUAUAAAACUCAUCAUACAUUUGUAUAUAUUUUUAUCUAGUUACACUAAUAAUAUAUAAGCGCUUCCGCAUGUGCCUCGUGAUAAUAUAAAGCUUGUAUUGAUGGUUGUGCCAAUAUCCGAUGUAAAUAUAUAAAUAUUUGUAUUUUUUUUGCGCAAUUUAUUUUUGUUAAUCUUGAUUAUAGUCUAGAUUAUUAUAAAUCACAAUAUACUCAUUGUUAAAAUAUAUAUAUAUAUUUUAUAUUCGUGUAAAUCUAUUUUGUAAUUGCUGUUAUAAUGUUAAAGCCAAAUAUAAAAGUGUAUUUUUAUUAAA